AUGUCUAAUGAAGAAAGACUCUAAUCUUUACAAAAUUGGAAAGCCUCCUUAGAAUUAAAGAAAAUACUUAAUAAUUAAGGGUAUUGAUUAAAUUUAUUAUCUUAUUAGAAUUGAUCAUCAAAAUUAAGAUUAUUUAGCUUAAUUGACAUAUAAAAUAGCUGAAAGAGCUUUUGGAAGUUAAAGCAAAAAUAAUCUUGAAAGCAAAGUUUGUGAAAUGGUUGAAUAAUAAACAUGUGCAAUUUGCUUUGAAUUAAUGGUACCUCCCUAAUAUUCACCUAUAUUAUUAUUUCCAUGUGGUCAUUCAUUUUGUAAAAAUUGUGUAUUAGAUGGUACAAAAUUAAGAAUUAAUAAAUGCAGUCUAUGCAGAUCAAAAAUCAGUGCUCAUGCAAUUAAUUUGAGUCUCUAAAAUUUAAUAUGUACCUUUGCAGAAUAAAAAUAAUAAAAUCCUAAACAAACAUAAUAGAUUUCAGUUCAAGAUAAUGUAAAUAUGCCGAAAGACAGUGCAUUUACUAAUCAAUACAAAAUGUUUAAAUUAAGAUGUGAUAUUCUUGAAUAAGAAAAAUAACAACUCUAAAAUUAAACAAAAGAAUUAUAAAGUGAAUUAGUAGAACUUGAAAAAAAAGUAGGGUCUCUAUAAACAGAGAGAGAAAAGAUCAUCUCAAAAUAAGCUAUGCUUUAAAAUAAUGUAUUUCUCAACUUUUUUUAUUUUAGUUAGAUGAAGUUAAUAAAGGACUUUAAUCUAUUGUUGACAGAAGCAAGACCAUUACUGUUAAAAUAUAUAAUAUUUAAGAGUAAAUGAAAAUUUUAGAUGAAACUAUGAAACCUCUUAAAUAGGAGAUGAAUAAAUAUGAAGUUUUAGCCAAAUCUACUUGAG
This is a messenger RNA of Paramecium sonneborni, 874 nucleotides long. NCBI's taxonomy places the organism in Eukaryota, Ciliophora, Oligohymenophorea, Peniculida, Parameciidae. The record is from the annotation of a GenBank genome assembly.